Messenger RNA from Xenopus laevis (African clawed frog), 593 nucleotides. RefSeq names its product EF-hand calcium binding domain 10 L homeolog (gene efcab10.L). NCBI's taxonomy places the organism in Eukaryota, Metazoa, Chordata, Amphibia, Anura, Pipidae. The transcript has 4 exons. The record is from RefSeq and is a predicted model, not a curated record. Gene Ontology annotation, molecular function: calcium ion binding. The coding region runs from base 54 to 446 and encodes 130 amino acids.
UGAUUGGUGAACAACUCGUCUCUAAGCAACCGGGAAACACUGUGAAGGUAAGGAUGGCAGCUGUACGCAAGAUGGAAGCAGAGAAGUAUUUGCAGGAGAAUCGAAUCCCAGAGCUGGUAAACAACUUGACUAGUCUUCUACUUUAUCAUCGCCCUGAAAGGCCCAGAGAAUUCCUGAUAAAACAACUAGAAAAUCUGAAAUAUGCCAGGCUGUCAGAUGUGGAUUAUCCUUGCCUUUUUGAUGACUCUAACUUGGAUGCCAUAUUUGGAAUUCUUGAUCCAGCAGGACAAGGAUAUAUAACCGGAACACAAUAUAUGGAAGCUUUAAAAACUCUUGGCAUUGAUAUUACAAACGUGGAAGAACCUGGUGGGAGAAUCACACUGGAGCUUUUUAAACAUAGCAUGAGGAUCCAGUUGAAAUCUGCCUGUGCUACAUUUAAAUCAUAGCAUCUUUUCCCUGCAGUUUCAGAGCAUUCACUUGCGCUUAUUAACAGAGUUGUUUGUGAUUUGUCUCACGUAUUUUGUUAAAGAAAACAUUCAGCAAAUAAACCUUCAAACCAUUUUCUGGAAAUAAAAAAGCAGACUUUUACAAUA